AUGUCAACCAAUCAGCAACCUAUCCGCGUCGGUAUUAUUGGCACUGGUAUCUUUGCCUACCGUCAUUUACGCGCUUAUAAUGCUGUCGGUCAAGAUAAAUUCCAGAUUGUCGCGUGUGCCAACCGUUCUCGGGACAAGGCUGAGAAGUUUGCCAAAGAAGCUGGUAUUCCUGAAUCGGCCAUUUACGCUGACCCUAAAGAAUUGAUCAACGAUCCCAACGUAGAGCUCGUAGAUGCGCUUUUGCCCGUUCAAUACAACCUGGAGAUCGUAGAAGCAGCUAUUGCUGCCAAGAAGCACAUCUUAUUUGAGAAGCCGAUUGCACACAAUCUGGAUGAUGCUCGCAAAAUCGUUUCAGCAGCCCAAAAGGCUGAGAGUGUGGUCGCCGUGGCCGAGAACUGGUCAUAUCAUUCGUUGCCUCGUGCUGUGGCCAAGUAUGUACAAGCAGGCCAUAUUGGUGAGAUUGUCAACUUUUCAUAUGACUCUGCACGACCUUAUAACCCGUCAUCGCCCUAUCAUACAACCGCAUGGCGUCAGUCGCCACAGCAUCCAGGAGGUUAUUUGAGUGACGGAGGAGUUCAUGACAUGGCUCAUUUGCUUCCCAUUCUUGGACGAUUUGACCAAGUCAGCGCUUUUGCUACUAAACGGCACAGCAUCCAUGUCACCGAAGACACUUUAUCCACCACCAUCAAGCUGGUCAAUGGUGCUGUCGGUGUGGCCAAUUUCACUUUUUGCUCGGCUGGAUUAAAGUCAAUGCGUCUUGAGGUACACGGCACCAAGGGCACUGUUCGCUUGACGAACGACACCACUGUAGAGUUGCUGGAUGAAACUGGCCAGUCAACAGACGCAAGUGCGAUUCAGGCUUUGGUUGAUAAAAGCACAGCAGGUUUCGAAGAUGUCGAGGGCGAGUUAUACAACUUGCACGAUGUUGUACGUAACAAGGCAUCUUUGGGUGUAUCGGCUGAUGAGGCGUUCCAUCAUUUGGCGUUCAUUGUUGCUGCUCUGGAAGCUGCAGAAACUCAAAAGGUGGCCCGAGUUCAAACGGCUGCUUGAUUUUGAUCAUCCAUAAUAAAAGCGUCAUAUUCUUCGACAUGACUAUCAUCUUGAGGAGGCGCAUGAUAUCUCCAAUGUCGAGAACGGAUAAAGCGUGCCGGUAUGAUGCUGUGUAAAAGAUUACGCCCCACUAUUUUUCAUGAUAUGUAAUCCAUAGUUACUAGCGCUGGCCAAAAAGUACACCUAUUCAAUUUUUAUUUGUCGGGCAACUGCCCCAGUUACUACGGCAGAAAGACAAA
Messenger RNA from Zychaea mexicana, 1289 nucleotides. RefSeq lists its product as uncharacterized. The record is from RefSeq and is a predicted model, not a curated record. The transcript has 7 exons. Lineage: Eukaryota; Fungi; Mucoromycota; Mucoromycetes; Mucorales; Lichtheimiaceae. Gene Ontology annotation, molecular function: nucleotide binding; oxidoreductase activity. The coding region runs from base 1 to 1050 and encodes 349 amino acids. Gene Ontology annotation, biological process: NADPH regeneration. Gene Ontology annotation, cellular component: cytoplasm.